AUGCCGUAUAACGCACGGGCCCUGGAACCACCCGUUCAGGCGGAAACUGCAGAUGUCAAGUCCAUUAGGCGGUAUCACGAGUGCUUACGGGUACAAUCAGUAGAUCUGGACUUGGCUUUUAAGCGCCUUGAGUGCUCUAGGCUCGAGCUUCCAGAUUCAUUGAAAAACGCGAACUUUGCUGCGGAUGUGGGCUGGGACAAGGAGCUCUGCGAGGCAGACGGUCUUCUGACAUGCAGAGUACAUAACCCAACGAGCGCAACCUAUGAAGUGUCUGUCACCAAUAUCCCAGUUGGUCCGCGCGAUUCUCGAAGUUCUGCUUACGACAAGGACGCAUCACCACAUAACGAAGUGAUUAUAAUUCGGCGUCAGUACCACCGGCAAAAGUUGGACUUAAAGGAGCAGUGCGCAUAA
Molecule: messenger RNA, 411 nt
Organism: Opisthorchis viverrini
Lineage: Eukaryota; Metazoa; Platyhelminthes; Trematoda; Opisthorchiida; Opisthorchiidae
Exons: 3
Coding region: 1-411 (136 amino acids)
Source: RefSeq, a predicted model, not a curated record